Molecule: messenger RNA, 1434 nt
Organism: Lathyrus oleraceus (garden pea)
Lineage: Eukaryota; Viridiplantae; Streptophyta; Magnoliopsida; Fabales; Fabaceae
Exons: 6
Coding region: 1-1434 (477 amino acids)
Source: RefSeq, a predicted model, not a curated record
AUGACUAAAAGAGGUGGAAAAGCUAAGGUAUUAGCACCAGGAAAACUUCAAGAAGAACGAAAUUGCAUAAUUAACAAGAAGCAUAUCGUUAGGAAACCUGCUCAAACAACAUUGUCUAUGCAGGAUGCAUCAUCGGCACCAACACCAGCUCAGGCAGCACCGUCCGUGCGGGUUGCAUCGUCGAUGCCGACAUCAGCUUCGAAAAAAUCAUUUGUGCAGGCUGCAUCGUCGAUGCCAACACCAACUCAGGCAGCAUCGUCCGUGCAGGUUGCAUCAUCAAUGCCAACAUCAGCUUCUAAAAAAUCAUGUGUGCAGGCUGCAUCGUUGAUGCCAACACCAGCUCAGGCAGCAUCGUCCGUGCAGGCUGCAUCGUCGAUGCCAACACCAGCUCAGGCAGCAUCGUCUGUGCAGGCUGCAUCGUCGAUGCCAACACCAGCUCCAACUGUAGUACCUGUUCAUGCCACUACCUCUGAGAAAUUCAGUUUUAUGCCUACUCCAACUUUAAGCCAUCAAACAAUGGCUGGCCCUCAAAGUAUAAACCUUCAAACAAUGGCUAGCCCUUCAAAUUUGGCAGAGGAGGAAGAUGUGGAUGCUGAUGAGGAUGAGGCGGUGGGUCAAGAAACUAUUACCCCUCUUGUGCCAACAAUAGAUGAGAAUGGGAAAGUUAUUAUAAAACCAUCUGGUACUGGGCUAGUUCCUGCCAAAGAAGUUGCUGGUGCCAUUAAUUAUGCGAUACGCAAACAAUUUUAUAAACCUAUACAUCAUUGGUCUGCACUCGAUCCUGAUACGAAAGCUGAUUGGUUUAAGUUGUUUGGAGAGAAGGUUUCGUGGGAUCCUUUCGAUCAUGCAUUUGUCUAUAGCGCAUUUGAAAAAAAAGGAAGAAAACGAUUAAACGACAUGUUGGGGAAGGCGAGGAGAAAAGGGACUCGACCUUCAUGGAUUGGUGAUGAUGCUUGGGUUGAACUUCAAACUUAUUGGCAAAAGACCGAGUUUUUGGCUGUGUCUUCUCAAAACAAGACCAAUCGAGCUUCCGCAAGAGGCAGAGCAGUCCACACCACAGGCCGUAAGGCUCAUAUUGAUGUUGCACUUCAACUUUCACGUGAACUUCAAAGGGAUCUGCGUCCCGAUGAGUUAUUUUUAAAAACACACAAGAGGAAAAAUGGUGAAUGGGUUGACAGUCGUGCUACAUCUACUUAUUUUGAAAUUCCUACUUCCUGCUAUCAGUUUGAAAAUGAAAUCCGAUUGAGGUUUCAAAAGACUUUUAAAGAGAAGUUUGAUGCAGAACUUCAGCCAACUGAAGAAGGGAAUGGAGAGGUUGUUCAAGUGUUAGAUGGAGAGCGUGUAAAUCAGCUAUGGACAGAGGCUGCUGGGGGCCGUAACCGUGGUCGGGUUUAUGGCGCUGCAGAUUUAGCUAUUAAUCUAAAACGUGGAUAA